Plodia interpunctella (Indianmeal moth) is the source of this 2411-nucleotide messenger RNA. RefSeq names its product maternal haploid (gene mh). Gene Ontology annotation, cellular component: nucleus. The transcript has 3 exons. The record is from RefSeq and is a predicted model, not a curated record. Lineage: Eukaryota; Metazoa; Arthropoda; Insecta; Lepidoptera; Pyralidae. Gene Ontology annotation, biological process: DNA repair. Gene Ontology annotation, molecular function: metalloendopeptidase activity; polyubiquitin modification-dependent protein binding; single-stranded DNA binding. Bases 165 to 2189 code for a protein of 674 amino acids.
CCACCAUACGUCAAUGUCAGUGGGGCUAAAUAUCAAACUCAAACAAAUGAAAGAAUAUAUAAAUUUGAAUCGAAUGAAAUCUAAAAUCUUAUGAAUCUGCAUUAUUAAAUUGUAAACACUAUGAACUUUCAAAAAUAAUAGCCGAGAUACGAUAGUAAAGAAAGAUGAAUUUGGGCGACCCCGAACUGGAACUGAUUGAUCCUACCCCGAAUGUUCACACUCUGUUCCUACAUUUCGAUAAAUUGUUUUUUUGGACCAAGCUGGCGAACAGGGCAGUGGUGCGAUGGAGCAAACGGAUGUACUCCUGUGCAGGGAUUUGCAGCUAUGAAGGCAGAGGUGGGUUGUGUGAUAUAGCUCUGAGCGAGCCGUUAUUAAAACUAAGACCUCGGAAGAACCUAGUCGAGACAUUACUUCACGAGAUGAUUCAUGCAUACCUCUUCAUCACAUGCCAAGAUCGAGAAAGAGAUGGCCACGGACCCAACUUCAAGGCACAUAUGCACAGGAUAAAUAGAUCAGCAGGUCUGAAUAUCACCAUAUAUCAUGAUUUUCAUGAUGAGGUUGAACUAUAUCUGACUCAUUGGUGGAGAUGUAAUGGACCAUGUCAGAAAAAGAAGCCAUACUUUGGUGUUGUGCGUCGCUCAGUGAAUAAAGCUCCUGGUACCGCUGAUCAUUGGUGGAACUACCAUCAAAAAUAUUGUGGAGGUACAUUCGUAAAAAUUAAAGAACCAGAAAAAACUAAUAAAAAACGAACUAUUGUAAAACCUAAGGAAAAUAUAACUAAAUAUAUAAACAAUAACAAUAAUACUAAAGAUAAAAAUAUCAAAACAAUUAAUGAUAUCCAUAAUGUCAGAAAGCCACUUACGCCAAUACUUAAAAACCCGUCAAAUGUGCCUGUUGUUAAAUCAAAUGGUGGCAAAACGAUUGUUAUCAGUCCAAUUAUUCAGAAAGGAGUUACCUUUGAGCCUAAUAAAGAUACUAAACCAACCGUUCCACCAAUCACCAUACAAACUUUAAGUGGUAUACGGCAGAGAUCGAAUUCUGUAGAUGUAGUUGUUGAAACAGUAAGAGAUGUUUGGACAAAGAAAUAUGCAAACACAAAUAGUAAAGGACUAUCUAGAAAUAAUAGUACGAUUGGAGCAAACAUUGAAUCAAAAGCAAACAAACACAAAACUAAUCCUGUUCAUUCAGACUCUCCUGUAAGUAAGAUUAGAAAAAUAGACGAUUAUUUCAAAAAGGCUGCCACAUCUGUUCUAAAAGAUUUGUAUGGAGCAGAUAUCAAAAUAGCUGAGACUAAUAAUAGUGAAAAAAAUUUAAUUGCUGUACCUGUUAAGUCUAGUUUAGUUCCUUGUCCUGUAUGUAAUGCUAAAAUAGAUGAAAGAUACAUAAAUAAGCAUUUAGAUGAAUGUCUGAAUAAGGAAGUGAUUGAAAAGUUGAGUAAAGAAGUUGAGAAUGGAGACGUAAAUCCUGUGAUAUCUAGUCAACCUCACAAUAAGACUGUUAGUGAAAUCAAAUCAUCAAAUUUUGUAAUACCACCAUUUAAGCCCAAGUUGGAAAAGCAUAUACCCAAACAGGAGACUAAAAAUGCUUUUUCUAGUUCUAAUGUAUCUAUAGACUUGACAAACAUAGCUUUCGGUAAUUUAUCACAUGUUAAGAACGAAGCUAUUGUUAAAAAAGAGCCAAAGGAAGAAACAAAUUUGACAUUUGAUCCAGCUGAUAUUAACAAAGUGAAAUCUAUUGUCAAGAAAAUCCAAUUCGAUAAACACGUACGGAGAUCGGGCGAUUUCCUUAUACCUGAAGAAGCACCAGUCAUUACAGAUGUUGGUUAUCUCCCUUCAUUUUUAGAUGAAAAAGCUACCGAAAUAGUAUUGCCGCCCGUAAAGACUGAACCAGGGACAAGUAAAGAUGUAUUCAGCGUUCUCAAAUGUCCGUGUUGUGAUAGUGAAGUUAAGAAACCGAUGGCAGAGCAUUUAGACGAAUGCCUUUCAUUCUUUGACAAUAACACAACAGUGCCCGAAGAAGGAGCAUCUACAAGUUUCGCGAAUAACACGAUAGUCAUAGAUGAUCAUGACGAUAUUUUCGACGAGACUCAGACUAUGAAUGCUACGGGCACGAAAACUCCGUGCCCGUGUUGUCUAGAAAUGGUUGAAUCUGAGGAUAUGAACAAUCAUCUCGAUACUUGUUUGAGCUAACGGAACUUAGUAGUGGUUCUAUGGCUUUUAUCUUUGGAAAUGAACCUUUCGCUCCUCCCUGUUAUUAUUUUUCACAUGGCUUACGAAUAGAUUUAUGUAACUUACGAAUUUAGAUAUCAAUAAUAUUAAUUAGGUUAUUUAAUAAUGAUAUUUAUUGUAAUUUCGAAUUUGCUAUACUUUGUAAUAAUAUUGUGAUAUUAAAAUAAAUAAUUCUGACUACAA